UCCUGUUGAUCUGGCUCCGCUGAGGGCUGGGCUGAGAGGAGGGCUGGAUUGAGAGGAGGGCCGGCGGGCGGGCGGCGGCCACUGGCCAGGCGUGGGCGUGCGCGGCGCAGCCGCGGGCGCAGAGCGUCCGCCUGGUCGCCUGAGUCCGGAGCAACCUCGCCUCCCGCGCCACCCGCUGUCUGUCCUUCUCUCUGGACCUCGGCCCCGCCGCGCGGCACCAUGCCCGCCGUGGACAAGCUCCUGCUAGAGGAGGCGUUGCAGGACAGCCCCCAGACUCGCUCUUUACUGAGUGUGUUUGAAGAAGAUGCCGGCACUCUCACGGAUUAUACCAACCAGCUGCUCCAGGCGAUGCAGCGAGUCUAUGGAGCUCAGAAUGAAAUGUGCCUGGCAACUCAGCAGCUUUCCAAGCAACUGCUGGCAUAUGAAAAGCAGAAUUUUGCUCUUGGCAAAGGCGAUGAAGAAGUAAUUUCUACACUCCAUUAUUUUUCCAAAGUGGUGGAUGAGCUUAAUGUUCUCCAUACUGAGCUGGCCAAACAGUUAGCAGACACAAUGGUUCUGCCUAUUAUACAGUUUCGAGAAAAGGAUCUCACAGAAGUAAGCACUUUAAAGGAUCUUUUUGGACUUGCCAGCAAUGAGCAUGACCUCUCAAUGGCAAAAUAUAGCAGGCUUUCUAAAAAAAAGGAGAAUGAAAAGGUAAAGACUGAAGUCGUAAAAGAGGUGGCAGCUGCGCGGCGGAAACAGCACCUUUCAUCCCUGCAGUACUACUGUGCCCUCAAUGCGCUGCAGUACAGAAAGCGCGUGGCCAUGAUGGAGCCCCUGCUAGGCUUCGCUCACGGACAGAUUAACUUUUUUAAGAAGGGAGCUGAGAUGUUUUCUCAAAGCAUGGACAGCUUCUUAACCUCUGUUGCAGAUAUGGUUCAAAGCAUCCAGGUGGAACUUGAAGCGGAAGCAGAGAAGAUGCGGGUGUCCCAGCAAGAAUUACUUUCUCUUGAUGACUCCGUUUACACUCCAGACUUCGAUGUGGCUACUCCCCAGAUCAACAGGAACCUCAUCCAGAAGGCUGGUUACCUUAAUCUUAGAAACAAGACCGGCCUGGUCACCACCACCUGGGAGAGGCUCUACUUCUUCACCCAAGGCGGCAACCUCAUGUGCCAGCCCAGGGGCGCCGUGGCUGGAGGUCUGAUCCAGGACCUGGACAACUGCUCAGUGAUGGCGGUGGACUGCGAGGACCGGCGAUACUGCUUCCAGAUCACCACUCCCAAUGGAAAAGCGGGAAUAAUUCUCCAGGCAGAAAGCAGAAAGGAAAAUGAAGAGUGGAUAUGUGCAAUAAACAACAUCUCCAGACAGAUCUACCUGACUGACAACCCAGAGGCAGUCGCCAUCAAGUUGAAUCAGACGGCUCUCCAAGCAGUGACUCCCAUUACAAGUUUUGCCAAAAAACAGGAAAGCCCGUGCCCCAGCCAGAACUUGAAAAAUUCAGAGAUGGAAAAUGACAAGAUUGUUCCCGAAGCAGCAGUCAUUAUACCUAAAGCAGAACAACUGAUUGCUCCAGGAACACCUAUUCAAUUUGAUAUUGUACUUCCUGCUACAGAAUUCCUUGAUCAGAACAGAGGGAGCAGGCGUAUCAACCCUUUUGGUGAAACUGAGGAUGAGACGUUUCCAGAAGCAGAAGAUUCUCUUUUGCAGCAGAUGUUUGUCGUUCGGUUUUUGGGAUCAAUGGCAGUUAAAACGGACAACACUCCUGAAGUGAUUUAUGAAGCAAUGAGACAAGUACUGGCUGCUCGGGCUAUCCACAACAUCUUCCGUACGACAGAAUCCCACCUGAUGGUCACCAGUCAGACUCUGAGGUUGAUAGAUCCUCAGACUCAAGUAACAAGGGCCAAUUUCGAACUUACCAGUGUCACUCAGUUUGCUGCUCAUCAAGAAAAUAAAAGGCUGGUUGGCUUUGUGGUGCGCAUGCCUGAAUCCACAGGCGGAGAGUCGCUGAGCACAUAUGUUUUUGAAAGCAACUCAGAAGGGGAAAAGAUAUGUUAUGCUAUUAAUUUGGGAAAAGAAAUCAUUGAGGUACAGAAGGCACACCACCUGGUUUCAGAAUGCUGACAAUCACUUGUGGAAUGUACUCUUGAUGCCUUGAUACUGAAACUUGGGAGGGAAACAGUAAGCAAUGGUUGACAACAUACCCAUCUGCAAAUGUUAUUUUAGGUGCUUUGUGGUAAGUCUUUUUCUUAGAUUGCACUGUUCAGCGCUCAGAAUGAAAGCUAUGAAAAAAAGGCAUUGUUCACUUUAUUUCAUCAUCUCUUUUCAGUUUCCAGUAUCCUUUUUUAAAAAAUGGUAAAAGCCUAGAUUUAUAAUUUGAUAAACACUAAAUAUUUCCUAUUAAUAUCUAUUUUUGUAUUUUACUUAGCUUUAAGUGCCUGUCAUUCUGAAAAUUGUGUAUUUAUAAUCAAGCUUGUCUUAUAAUUGGACCUAAUAGCAUUAACUUGUGUAGUUAAAUGAAGGGCCCUGUUCUUUGAGGCUCAAGCACUAGCAGAAAUGCAGGUCUAGUUUUGGUAAUUGUUCAAACAUCAAGCAAUAAAAAGACAAGCAGAUGAGUAUCACAAAAGAUGUUUAAUUUUACAUUGGAACCUUAAUGAACCAGCAUUCAGAAGGUUAUGGUCCUUUAGAUACUGCUUUUAGGGGUGGAUCACCAUAGACAGGGUGCAGUUCUACCAAUUCCUGUUUCUUCUGAGCCAGACCCUCCUUAAAGAAGGGGCCGAUUCAUUUUAAAACUCACUUGAAGCACAGCUGGCCAUGGGGCUUGGAAUAGAAGUUUCUAUUUCUACCCUAUGUCUCGUUCCAGGUGUCCCAGCCCACUAGGAAAUAAGUAUAAUGAUCUUGAAUUGGUACAGGGUGUUUUAAUUAUAACUAAGUUCAACAGAAUAUCAUUGUCUUUGUAAUAAAUUAACCUAGCAAUAAAUGCUAGCAAAUAAAAACUAUCAUUCUGCUUC
Messenger RNA from Sus scrofa (pig), 2987 nucleotides. It is a transcript of the gene APPL2, whose product is annotated as adaptor protein, phosphotyrosine interacting with PH domain and leucine zipper 2. Gene Ontology annotation, molecular function: protein binding. The record is from RefSeq and is a predicted model, not a curated record. Lineage: Eukaryota; Metazoa; Chordata; Mammalia; Artiodactyla; Suidae. Gene Ontology annotation, cellular component: endosome membrane; cytoplasm. Gene Ontology annotation, biological process: signaling.